Pochonia chlamydosporia 170 is the source of this 2961-nucleotide messenger RNA. RefSeq names its product serine/threonine-protein kinase bur1. The record is from RefSeq and is a predicted model, not a curated record. Gene Ontology annotation, molecular function: cyclin-dependent protein serine/threonine kinase activity; cyclin binding; ATP binding. Gene Ontology annotation, biological process: protein phosphorylation; positive regulation of transcription elongation by RNA polymerase II; transcription elongation by RNA polymerase II. NCBI's taxonomy places the organism in Eukaryota, Fungi, Ascomycota, Sordariomycetes, Hypocreales, Clavicipitaceae. Gene Ontology annotation, cellular component: nucleus; cyclin/CDK positive transcription elongation factor complex. Bases 1 to 2961 code for a protein of 986 amino acids. The transcript is spliced from 5 exons.
AUGAGCAGUCCACCAACUCAUUCGCGUCGACGUCGGCAUGUUGCCAUGAGAGACCCUGGAGGAAACCAGGAUCUCCUCCCAGGGCAGCCCGUCGCAGUCCAAGCACCGGGUCUCGCCAUCACCAUUCUAGCUCACGGCGAAACCACAUCUCCUCGAGGGACGAACGCCGUCACUCUCGCGAUCGUAGCAAGGACCGUUCGCGACAUCACCGGAGUGAUUCUCGGCGCCGGGAAUCUGAGGUGGAGGAUCUUAUUCCCCGCUAUCGAGCGAAAAAGGCACGACAUCGAGACCUUGACAGCGAAAGUCGUCGAAGCCGCAGCCGUGAACGAAAUUUGCCCGCAUCUCCCUCUUCUUCUUCCAAAAGACACAGGGGACGGAGUCAUUCCGCUGAGUCGCCUCACAGAAAGCGAUCCAAGCGGGAUCACGAAUCGCCCCGACCUUCUCGAGAUCGGUCCCCAGAAACAGACGCAAGAAGGCAUAGGCGACGCUCGUCCCACGAGCGCCAUCGUCAUCACCAUCGGCACAGGUCAAGAUCUCCCCGGCGUCACUCUCGUUCUUACCGGUCUCCAUCCCCCUCACAAACCUCGCGUUCCAGACGCAAGAGAUCGUCAAGAUCCCGCUCGCGUUCCCCAGCUCCGAGAGGCUCCGGCCGGCCCAGGUCGAGAGACGCUAGACCCAAAGACCACCGCCCGAAAUCACGCAGUCCAUCAGCUUCCAGGAGCCGUCAACAAGAUUCUUCCCGCCGCCAUCGUACCUCAUCUCGCUCCGGCCAACCCCACGGAGGCACAUCUAGCGGUGCUACUGCGACUGGUGCGGACCGUCGAUCUGAGAGGGAAGCGCCGCCAAGGUCCCCAAGAAGACGAUAUGGCCUCGCGGAGUAGUUAUCGAGGAGGAUACAGUGCCAUCCAUAACCACAAGCCACAUUAUGGAACAGAUUCGAGGGGCUACUCCCAGUCUCCUCAGCGUGUUGGCUCCUUUCAUAAUUCGCAGUCCACGUCACCAUAUGGAGCAGGUCGCUCAGGGUGGAAUGGACAAUAUACCCCGGAACACAAACACCACGCACCUCAAUACCACCAUGGCCCAGGCCAUUACGCCCCUCCUAGUGGUCCGUCAGACCGCUAUCACCCCCACCCUCCGCGUUCUCCUCCAUACGGGGCUCCCUCUGGCCCGAUGAACUCUUAUGCUUCUGGUAACCACCGCGGCGGACCCGGGCCUCAAGGAAGCAGUCAGCGAGGGGGUUCCUUUCAAGGCCGGCCAGGCUUCCGCGGGCCUAAUACCAAAGCUUGGGGUCCUGGAGAUCCAGACUCCUCGUCAAGGUCUCACCUCCAGUCAACAGAGGAAUCUGCAACCAGGCUCCAAAGUCCGGGUGCGGGCUCCAAAGCGGAUGAUGGACCCAAACCUGCGGAGCCGGAGAUUGAUAGGGAGGACAGGCCGUCGAGACCCAGCGCAGAAGAUGAUGCCGGAGCUAGGGGAAAACCGGCCGACCCGACAGCAGCAGCUCCAUCCCGACCAACGCCCACGGGUCCAGCAGCCGCUCAAUCUGGUGCCUCGGGCAAGUUCAGUUUUGCAUUCAAAGCAUCAACCAAGCCAACACCGACAGCGCCAAAACCCGAGAUCUCGCAGAAGUUCAAUGCCCCCCCGAAGAAAGAUGUCGCUACGAAGGAUAAUUCAACGGACCGAGAACCUCCUCGUUCUGCGCCAACAGAGCCUGCUUCUGCGAGGCAGAGGAUGGAAUUUAGAAAUCCGCCUCCAGAUGGCCCUAAGAUGGCGCCCAGAAUGCGAAAGGUCAAGAAAGUCAUGCGACGACCAAAGCCUCGGCCCACCUUGGAACCAGAUUUGGUUGAGUCGGAGUCUGUGUUUUACAGGAAGCCCGGCAACGAAUCUGUAGUGGGAUCCGGCACAUACGGCAAAGUAUUCAAGGGCCUCAAUGUGUUUACAAAAGGCUUGGUUGCCCUGAAGCGCAUUCGUAUGGAGGGCGAACGAGACGGGUUCCCCGUUACGGCGGUGAGAGAGAUUAAGCUGCUGCAAUCACUGCGGCAUACAAACAUUGUCAAUUUGCAGGAGGUCAUGGUGGAAAAAAAUGACUGCUUCAUGGUAUUCGAAUAUCUGUCACACGACUUGACGGGUCUUUUGAACCACCCCACCUUCAAGCUGGAGCCUGCACAAAAGAAGGACUUGGCAAAACAACUGUUCGAGGGGCUUGAUUAUCUUCACACCCGAGGCGUGCUACAUCGAGAUAUCAAAGCCGCAAAUAUUCUCGUCAGCAACACCGGAGUUCUCAAGCUGGCGGACUUUGGACUGGCUCGCUUUUAUGCCAAGCGACACCAACUGGAUUAUACCAACCGCGUUAUAACCAUUUGGUACCGAUCUCCGGAGUUGUUAUUCGGAGAAACACAAUAUACUGCCGCCGUGGACGUUUGGAGCGCAGCUUGUGUGAUGGUGGAGAUAUUCAACCGCACGGCCAUCUUUCCAGGCGACGGGACCGAGUUGAGUCAACUGGAUAAGAUAUACAGUGUUCUGGGAACGCCAAACCGCCAGGACUGGCCCGGGUUGGUCGACAUGGCUUGGUUUGAACUCCUCCGACCGACAGUGAAGCGGAAAAGCGUGUUUUUUGAAAAGUACAUUUCGAAACUAACACCAGCAGCUUUCGAGCUGCUGUCAUCCAUGUUUCAGUACGAUCCUGCGAAGCGACCAAGUGCAGCAGAAGCGCUGCAACAUGCAUAUUUCACCACGGAAGAACCCCUACCGAGACAGGCAGUAGAACUGGCCGAAAUCGACGGUGACUGGCAUGAAUUCGAGUCAAAGGCACUUCGUAAAGAGAAUGAGCGCCGGGAGAGGGAAGCACGAAAAGUGGCGACAAAAGAGGCACCCCGUGAAAGGCAGAAGAAGCGGGCGCCAGAAGAGGGCAGUGAUCGAGAACGAGAGGCGAAGCGACUGCAUGUUGGAUCAACAGAGACAUGA